Bubalus bubalis (water buffalo) is the source of this 4298-nucleotide messenger RNA. Its product is annotated as vomeronasal type-1 receptor 1. Gene Ontology annotation, molecular function: pheromone receptor activity. Lineage: Eukaryota; Metazoa; Chordata; Mammalia; Artiodactyla; Bovidae. The transcript has a single exon. The record is from RefSeq and is a predicted model, not a curated record. Gene Ontology annotation, cellular component: membrane. Bases 2813 to 3757 code for a protein of 314 amino acids. Gene Ontology annotation, biological process: G protein-coupled receptor signaling pathway.
GCCCUCAAUCUUUCCCAGCAUCAGGGUCUUUUCCAGUGAGUUGGCUCUUCACAUCAGGUGGCCAAAGUAUUGGAGCUUCAAUUUCAGCAUCAGUCAUUCCAAUGAAUAUUUCGGGUUGAUUUCCAUUACUAAAGCAUUUUCUAAAAUAGCAUCAUCAGUUUGAGUCCUACUACAAACAUCCUUUUCAGUUUUGUGACCUAUGCCUAUUCUUGUGUUUUACUACGCUCCUGUCCUUUUCUCUUUUGCAUACAACCCAUCAGUAUAAUAAUGUACAGUGUAAUAACUUGAGUGCCUCACUUAUGGUCUGUUUCCCUCAACCAGGAUAAAAAUUUCAAGGUGGCAAAAUCAUUGUAAUGGUUUGUGUGCUGACCUAUCCUCUGCACCCCAGGAACGGGCGUGACCCACAUAAGCUAUAGAAUGAAUGUUUCUUGAAGCACUCGGUGUCUCUGUAAUAUUCCUGUCUGUUAGAACCACUCUCUGUCUUCCCUUCACUUUGAGUACCCUAGAGUCUCAGGCAUAAAAACAACAAUUGUAUUUUGAAGACAAGACUAAAAAAGGGACUAAAAAUUUCACACAGCCAUGUGUACGACUUCUCCCACUUAUGGGACCUUGAUGUCCUCCAUUUAACUCCCAUUGGGAUUAUUGUUCAUUUUGAACAAGUGGUUUCACUCCUCUGUUUCUGCCAUUUCUGUUAGAUACCUUUCUCACCUUAAUAGCUUUGCUUAUGUGCACACUUCACAGAUGGUUUUCACAGAUACUCACCAUUCCCUUUGCAGACCUUGUCACUGCUAUUACAGGUGACAUGAUAAUCACUUCCCAACAAGGAGAUGAGGUCAUAGAAACACAAAGCCUUAUUUCAGAGUUGAGAUGCCCCUUUUCACACCUGCACAGCUGCUGCCCAGGCAUCUACUGUGCUGAUGGGAAAUACCAGUCAGGUAAGUAGCAAUGUGUUUCAGGUAAGUGUCAGAUUUUGAGACAAGCUUCAUUAGAAAAUUCAGUCGUCCAUAUGGAAAAAAAAUUCUGUUUCAGGGGAUUGGAAUAUAAAAGUAUACACACACCUGUAAUACAUACACAUUCAGGACAGAUUUUUAAAUUUUUUUUAUUUCAUAUUGUAUAGUUAAUUUACAGUGUGUUAGUUUCAAGUGGACAGCAAAGUGAUUCAGUUAUACAUAUACAUAUACUUUUCAGAUUCUUUUCCCAUUUAGUUUAUUACAGAACACUGAGUUCCCUGUGCUUUACAGCAGGCAGGACAGGUUUUUUUCAGGAUACCCUCAGCAUAGUGCUGCUCUCGUUCACCUGUGUUGAGACCGCCUGACGUCUCUCUUUCUCCUUUGUCUCUGACUCAACACAGUUUUCGCUGUCAAGGUUUCAUGCUACAGGCAAAUGGCCAGAAAUAAGAGAAAGACAAGCUCCCAGCAGCUGAGCUGGCAUCUGGUGUCUGCGUCUUGUUUUUGGGUGGCGGGAGAGAGUAUGUUGGGUUAAAUGCAAUCUGUCUUAAUAUGCCUUUAAAGUUCUGUUCUUAGAUGAAAGUUAACUUUUAUUUAGAGAAAAGUAAGGUUCAUUUCAUCUCCAAUGUGAGGGACAAUUAUUUAAAGAAACAUGUGGCUACCUAUUGUGUUUGACAAGAUGUUAUAGGGACAGGUUGGAUGUUUUCUGCCCCACACCAGAAGCAUUAUGUAUCUCCAAGAUAUUUUGCUAUUAGCAAGAAAUGGCUUUAGAUAUCAUAAUCUUGGUGUUUUAGAUGGUUGUUACCAUAGAUUUUUUUAAAGUUGAAGUAUAGUUGAUUUACAAUGCUAAUCACUGCUGUACUGCAAAUAUAUAUAUAUAUAUAUUUAUUUAUUCUUUUCCAUUAUGAUUUAUCAUAGGAUACUGAAUAUAGUUCUUUUUGCUAUACAGUAGGACCUUGUUUAUCCAUUCAAAAGCUUACAUUUGCUAACCAUAGACUUGUUCAGUGUCUAGACAGACUCAGUUGGGGGGGGAGGUUGGAACAUGUCUUAAAAUUAUGUACUAUUAAUACAUGCCUUAUUUCUUUGAAAAUGUGUAGAUUUUUGAGUCUUCAUUUAAAAUAUUUGUAUAUUCUUUUGCCUUAUGAUGAAAGUCUUAUUUGCCAAUUAUAUUAAUACACUUUGCAUAUGUUUCUAAUAAUUAAUGCCAAAUAACUGGCAAAAUGUGAGUAUGGACAAAUGUUUAAUAUAUCUUAUAGAUACUUUUAUUUUCAUAUAUGCCUCUGUGUAACUUGUGAUGUUUUUUCUAGUACACAUAGAACAUCAUGCUGAUGGACAACCAGGGAAAAUUUUUUAUUUGAAUCUUGAUACCUAAUUUUGAUUAAUAUUUUUCAACAAUUAUGUUACAUAUUUAUAUGUGUAAAACUACUUCAUGAAGCCUAGUUUAUCCUUCUAUCCUGUGAAAUCUUUGCCUCAAUUCAUAUUCCUCUACUUUCAUAAAAAGAAAAAAUGGGAAACAUACACGUGUUUUAUAGCUUGCAUUUUUCUUCUCAGAGUGUAUUGUGGCGGAAGAUCUCUAUCAGUGCACAGAUAACUCCCUCACACAUCUCUGCAGCCUCAGAGUUUCCUGUUGUGCGUUUGGCCACUUCCACUCAUGCAGCAGACGACUUCAUGAUUGUAGUCUUCAUUUCCAUUGCCUUUGCACACAUGAGCAAAAAUCCUAAGUGCCCACUUAACAUGAGAUUAUACGAGAUGCAGGCUUAAUAUUGAAAACGAGGGCAUGGUGAUCAUGACACACCUCUUCUCAUCCUUUUCAUCCUUCGCUCCUCUAACUUCAGUGAAACCAGUGCCCUCUAGGCACUGAUGCGAUGCUUUCUGCCAGCUUGGAAAUGGGGACUAUAUUCCUCAUUCAGACAGGAAUUGGCCUCAUGGGAAAUAUCUCCCUCUUUUGUCUUUAUAACUUCACUUUGCUCACUGGACAUAAUUUGAGGCCCAUAGACCCAAUCCUCAUGCAACUGGUCAUCGCCAAUGCCACAGUUCUUUUCUCUAAAGGCAUACCACAGACACUGGCAGCUUUUGGAUGGAGGUAUUUCCUGGAUGACACUGGAUGUAAACUUGUCUUCUAUUUCCACAGAGUAGCCAUGGGAGUUUCCUUUAGCACCACCUGCCUCUUCAAUGGCUUCCAGGCCAUUAAGCUCAAGCCCAGUAUCUGGAGGUGGAUGGAACUCCAGAUGAGAGCUCUAAGAUUCAUUGCCUUCUGCUGUUUCCUCUGCUGGAUUGGGCAUAUCUUGAUAAAUUCUUGUAUUCUUAUCAUAGUAAAGGGUCCACUGAAUGAGAAGAACUUCAGUACGAGAAAUAGUGAUGGAUACUGUUCUUGGUAUAUGACAGAGGGUUCUGUAGGCUCAUUGUACACAGUCAUGUAUUUUUCCCUUGACAUUGUGAGUUUGGGCUUCAUGGUUUGGGCCAGCAGCACUGUAGCUCUUUUCCUGCACAGACACAAACAGCGAAUCCAACACAUCUGCAGCAACCGCGUCUCCCCCAGACCUUCCUGUGAGGUCAGAGCCACACGCACUGUCCUGAUCCUGGUAAGCUCCUUUGUUGCAUUCUAUACAAUCUACAUUGUUUUGACAAUUUGGAUGACUCUAGUUGCAAACCGAGGGCAGUGGAUGGUGAACACCUCUGUCCUUUUGGCCACAUGUUUUCCAGCAUUCAGCCCCUUUGUGCUUAUUAUCAAGGACACGCGUAUCUCUCAGUUCUGCUUUGCCUGUAGGGCAAGGAAAACGCUGUUUGCUAAUGUGAUUGUCAUUCUAUGAGUCUGUUCUCAGUGGGAUUCAAAUAUUUAUCUCAACAUUUGUGAAUAUUAUGGGGACCUCUUAAGUGUUGGGUAUUAAUUAACCCUAAAAGGAAAUAUAUUAUCCGUUUCUAAUGGCCAACAUUAAGUAUUUAAAUAAUUAAAACUUAUUUUUAUCAGCUGUUUUCAAAUAAUUUCAAAAUAUUCUGACUUUAAAUACUAAUAGCUUAUUUUUUAAAAGGUCUAUUUAUCUCUGGAUAAUGGAGUGUGCUCUAUUUUUUAAAGUCUUACUCAAUCUUUUGUAAUUGGAAAUCCCAGCAAUUUUAAUGAAGUCUAGAUAUAAUGUACAUACAUGUGUAAAUAUCUACAUUCAACUGCCAAUAGCAUUUAUUACAUACCAAAAUUAUGAGUCUUUAAUCUUACUUAAUUUCAAAAUUAUCAAAUCUAUUUUACUGUUGUUUUAUAAAGUUAAUAUACACAUGUUCAAUGAUUUCCUUUGCUUAUUUUAAAGUUUGUGAGAAAACUAUCAUUUAUUUUAUAGUACUUUUUUAACAUUUAAAAGC